Molecule: messenger RNA, 4459 nt
Organism: Dicentrarchus labrax (European seabass)
Lineage: Eukaryota; Metazoa; Chordata; Actinopteri; Moronidae
Gene: kcnk15
Product: potassium channel, subfamily K, member 15
Exons: 2
Coding region: 2293-3612 (439 amino acids)
Biological process (GO): stabilization of membrane potential; potassium ion transmembrane transport
Cellular component (GO): membrane
Molecular function (GO): potassium ion leak channel activity
Source: RefSeq, a predicted model, not a curated record
UCCAGGCACAAGGUCCUCUCUUCUCUGCAUGACGCCAUGUGCAUCUUUAAAACGUUUUUUGUACCAUCUGCAUAUUCUCAGCAUCACCACAGACACUGAGGAGGUCUUUCAGAUUUCAUCAGACUAAAAAAAAUGGAUAAAUACUUUUUGUGGACAGUGUUUAAUAUGGCAAAAUGGGAGCAAAAAAUAAAACAAGAUUAUUUUCCAAUUGAGCACUGGGGAAAAAAUGGUAAGAGCUGAAACAUUUUUUCUAUAUUAAUUUAUUUUCACAAAUUUCUCCCAAAGGAAAUCUUCUAUUAACUCCCCAGCUGUCUCUCAGCAACUGAAAAAGAUAAUAAUAAUGUAGAUUAUACUGUAAGCAAUAGAAGCAGUUCUGUGAACAUUUAUAAUUGGACUUUAAGCCACGAUUUAAUAUUAUAAAUAUAAAAUUGAAAAAAAGCAAGAGGCAUUAUGAGCGAGAAAGUGGACAAUGGAUGGCAUUUCCAUAAUCCACUUCAUUUGUUUUCAUUGUUCCAUGUAAGACUCAUGUUAAUAUGUAUGUGUGAUAAUGAAAUGAACCUGAGAGAGCACAGAACAUAGAGAGCAAAACAAAAUCAAUGAAGCAUCUCUUUGAGUCUAAAUACUUAUCUUUAAGCCCAGGCCCGAUGGGGAUUGAUGGGCCUCCUCAUUUUGUUCCAGGUCCUCGGGCUUUGAAAAGGAUGUGAAUACAAGCUGUGUGGAUUGAUGGGUGGUCGUUAGGGUUUCAGGUUCCUCUCUUAUCAGCUGUGAUGUAAUUGAUUUAUGGAGAGCUGGUUUGAAUCACAACAGGGAUGUAAGUGUGCUGAUUUAGCCACUUAACACAAAAACAGGGCCACCGAGAGGCAGGUUGCUCUGUUUGAGAGGAACAAAAGAACACGCAGUAAUCCACCUGCAAUACACUGCUGGUGCUUCUUGAGGAGGACGUUUCUAUUCUGUUUUUAUCGGAUAAAAGUCUGCGAUAUUUCUUUUAUUUCUCUUCAUGUAUGGCUAUAAAUAUCCAAGCCUAAAUAAUGAUACUUCAUGUUGUGAUGCAGUGACAACAUAAUUCAUGGGGGGGGGCUGGAUCAUUACGCUUAACAUAUUAGCUUCAACCUCACAGACAGUCCAAGUCUGUGCUUCUGGUUUAAGUAACCAUGGCAACCAGCAUCACCUACAGAAGGUUUCCAGAAGCAUCUAGUGCAGCAAUGUCGUUUAUUUAGCCACUGUACACACACACACACACACACACACACACACACACACACACACACACACACACACACACACACACACACACACUGUUUUGCUGUCAGGGCACCUUAACUGUUACCAGAGGAAAGAAAAUCAAUAUAUAUUUUUUAAAUUACUUCUAAAGACCCAUACGUAUACUGGGAUUGUAUGUUGGUAGGCUCAUGUUAUUAGUCUUUUUUCCUCAUUUUUUUUAUUCCUGUUUGGUUUCAAUCUUUCACUUUAUUCUUGAUUGCCACUUGAUAACUUGAUUAUUAUUUUAUUAUUAUUUUAAAUAUAAAUUAUUAGUUUGUAUGUGAUCUCAAAAACGUAUUGUCUCAAAUAAGAUUUUUAUUGUUUUUUGUUAUUUUUUAUUUUUAAGAAAUUCCUUCAUAGGCCAGUUUGGGUUAUUUUUAACACAAACCUUUUAUAUCUAUUUAUGUUUUAGUGUUUCGUUACUUGUGCAAACAAACACACUUUCGCUUUCAACAUGUUACCUGAGCUCCAGACCUAAGAACUUACAGAGUUAAGGGUAGCUUUGUAAUGCUGUGUUUUCACUGCCUCUGGAUGUCUCCACCUCGGCGGCGCAGUUUUUAAGGCCGGCUCAAAUGUGAAAUCCCACUGGCCGCUGUCCAUGGUGCUGAACCCCCCCGCCCCCACCCCCAUGUUAGACUGGUAUCUGCCGGGUCGAGUGAGGACCUCACUUGUUGCACACAGCUGUGAUAAAGCCGAGCAUUGGUGCUUACUAUGUGUCUUAAACAUAUAUCAUAUUACACACAGCUUUUUAUUGGUGACUGGUGUGCGCAUGCGAAGAGGCAAGCUGAGGCCACUUCGCUUAAACAGAUGACCGUGUCGAGAGCAUCGAUCGCUCUCAAUGUGCACAGCAGGAUAUGCGUGUUUUUCACAUAAGUAAGAAAUCUGAACCUGGUAACAUAGAUUUCCAGGUUUGAUUGUUCUACACACCUCUCCCGCGUACUACGUUUCACGCAACAGGCUGCAACACCAAUGUGGAGUCUAGGCUGAAGAACAGUACCACCUGUAACUGUGCCUAAUCUGCUCCCGACUUUCAUGCCGACACCGAGGAUGAAGAAGCAAAACGUCCGGACCCUGUCGCUCAUCCUCUGCAUGUUCUCCUACUUGCUGGUCGGCGCCGCGGUGUUUGACGCGCUGGAGUCCGAGUCGGAGAGCUCCCGCAGACGCAUCCUGGAGCAGAAGCGCAACGAGAUGAAGAAGAAGUACCGCUUCUCCGAGGACGACUACCGCGAAAUCGAGCGAGUGGUGCUGCAAGCUGAGCCCCAUCGCGCCGGGAGACAGUGGAAAUUUGCUGGCUCUUUUUACUUUGCCAUAACAGUCAUCACCACCAUUGGUUAUGGACAUGCAGCACCAGGCACAGAUGCAGGAAAGGUCUUCUGCAUGUUCUAUGCAGUACUGGGCAUUCCCCUGACUUUGGUCAUGUUCCAGAGCCUGGGUGAAAGGAUGAACACAUUUGUCCGCUAUCUCCUGCAUAAGACAAAGCAGUGUUUGGGCUGUCGACGCACCGAAGUGUCCAUGGAAAACAUGGUCCUGGUGGGCUUCCUGUCCUGCAUUGGAACCCUGUGUGUUGGGGCUGCAGCCUUCUCCCACUUUGAGGGAUGGAGCUUCUUCCAUGCUUACUACUACUGCUUCAUCACACUCACCACUAUUGGCUUUGGGGACUUUGUGGCCCUGCAGAAAAAGGAGGACCUACAAGAAAAAACGCCCUACGUGGCGUUCAGUUUCAUGUACAUCCUGGUAGGGCUAACUGUUAUCGGGGCCUUCCUGAACUUGGUGGUGCUUCGCUUCCUCACCAUGAACACUGAGGAUGAGAGGAGAGAUGCUCAAGAGAGGGCGUCACUGAAGAGGGACAGAGGCCUCUUGGAUGGGGCUCUGGGGCUCCAUGUUGAAGGGGAACAGAGCAGAGAGAGCCACAGAGAGAGCCACAAAGAGAGGAACAGAAGCAGUGUGGUGCACAGUCGUAGUCACAGUACGCUCUUCCUCCCGAUGGAGGAAGGAACCAGCCGUACCAACCUCAUUGCUUCGCCAGCAGAGGAUCAGGAGAGACAAAGAAGCCCCUGCAGACACAGGCUGCAUUUUCAGAUCAAGGCAGGCAGAUGCAGACCAGAGUCGAGUCUGAGCUCUCUCUGCUCCUGUGUGUGCUACCGAUUGGGGAUUUGCGAUAGCCCUCUUAUGUCCCACAGUGAACACCACGGCUGCCAUAUCAAUUCUGUGUACUACAACUCAGUCUCCUAUAGGAUCCAGGGCUGCUCGUUGGGUUCCAGGGACAACACUGGACUCUCUUCCCCAGGAAGCACGCUCUCACCUGGGCAUAGCUUCCGGGAGUACCCUCGUUCAAGGAGAAAGUCAGUGUGAAGAGCAUCAGGGAGAGUGUUUGCACAGAGUGUAAACAGUAUUUUCAAUGACACUGUAUUUUGUGUUACACCUCUUUUGUGCAUGUCAGAAAACACUGAUCAUGUUAAACGAAUAAGUUGUCUGUUGUGGCUAUUGAAAAUUAUUUUAUUUGUUCAGCAAGGACGAGAUUUCUUAUCCUCUUUUACCAUGACAUUAUUUGUUUGUGAUUCUGCUGUUUUCCUCGCAUGUAAGCCAAAGUGCAGUGCAUGCUAAACAGAAUGUGUAGCACACAAUGUGAAUGCAUGAGUGCUAUGUGAAGAUGUGAAACAGUUGGGCUUUUAAUCUACAGUUUUAACAAAAGUAUUUUGGACAUAGUGCUUAUUUAAUGACUGUAUAACUGUUCAGUGAAGGUAUGUGAAUGAUCCUCAGUGGACUCUGCUCCUGCUUUAGAUAAAACCCAGACUUUUUCAUGCCAUAGCUAGAAGAUGUCAUUAUACUUUUAUAUUAAAAAAAAGCCUUAAAGAACUUUGACCAAGCACAUGAGAUGUGUGGCUUCUUAGCUCAGUGAAUUUAAUAAAUCCUUUUAUUACUUAUCAUUGGGGGGUCAGAAUAACUGUUCUGUGCAUUGUUGAGCACAAAUUCACUCUUACAUAGAGAGACUAUGAUUGUUACAUGAGUGAGUCAAAUUUAAUGGAUGUAGCACACAACAGAUAUGUAGCAGGUUACUAGUAAACUUCCCACAAUCCUGGAAGAGUUGUCACUUUCCAGCCAGGGAGCUGUUGUUUCCUUGUAGACUUGAUUUGUAGUCAGAUAUGAUGUGAGUCCAUUACAGUAUUGUUUUAUUAAACCAAAGGAAAUUACCUUUAAA